GAGACUUUUUUAAAAUGUGUGUUCUCGUGUGUGUGCGAACUGUCAAAAAUCACUGAAAAUGGCGAAAUUAAAACUAAUUGUUGACAAGUAAUUCGGAAAAUUUCAACUAAAAAUCUUCAUUCACUCGCAAGUGUUCUUCUACAAUUGUCAAAAAGUUUAUUCUUUUCCGGAAUUAUUAGAAAUUCGAUAUAAUGUCAUUCGUAGUGAAACCUAACCUCAAAUUCUGUCAUGAGGAAUUGAACUUAUUUUUCAACUUGAAAGACUUGAAACAAUUUCCACUAUUUUUCAGUCGUAAUUACGAAACGUAAUUACGAUUAUGAAAGUUUCUUUAUUGGAAAAAACUCAAAAUAUUUGUUUUUCGUAAAUCCUGAAUGUUUUUGUAAAAAUUACAUUGUUCCCCUUUUGUUUUGUUUCGUCAUAUUUUCUAUUAAAAAAAGAACUAUAAUUAUUCGGUGUUCGUGUAAUUUUAGAAAAGAAUUAAAAAAUGAGUGUCUUAAUGCGUUGUCCGGGUAUUUAUUGUGGUCGUGAAUUGUUUAUCGACGGGAAUUGGAGUGAUUGUGGUGCGUGUCCCCGUGGUUACAGGACGAAUUUAUCCUCGGCAUGUGUUCCCUGCGAAGAUACGCCAGUUUUUUACGAUUGGCUCUAUCUUGGAUUUAUUGCAAUAUUUGCCCUGGUGCUGCAUUGGUUUUGCAUCGAUAUGGUUGCCAUGAGGCGUAACAUACCAAAGGAAGUGAUAGCUCUUCAUUGUUCGGCGAUCGUUGAAAUAAUCACCGCAUCGAUUAUCACUCUGCAAUUAAUUGAUCCUCUCGGUUCAUUCAAUGUUCGUUCAUGUCGAACGCAAAAAUUAUCCGACUGGUAUACAUUGCUUCAUAAUCCAACGCCGAAUUAUGAAAAAACACUUCAUUGCACCCAGGAGGCUGUUUAUCCCUUGUACACAAUGGUGUUUAUAUUUUACGCGUUUGGAAUUUUAAUAAUGCUGCUGUUACGACCGUUGAUAGCGCGAAAAUUUCUGCCAAAACAGGGAAAAUUUUCUAUUUACGCGGCAUUAUAUUUCUUUCCGAUUCUCGCUCUAUUUCAUGCAAUUGGCGGGGGACUUAUAUAUCAUUCGUUUCCUUACAUAACAAUUGUCUUGUCUGCUCUCUCAAACGCAGCGCAUUUCGCCUUCAAACUUAAUCAGACAAUGAAAUCGUUAAUCUUCAGUUCGGUAUCGGAUGUGAAGAAUAUAAUCGUCAUUAUUGGCCAUUGGCUUUUACAUGGAUAUGGAGUAAUGUCAGCGGCAACAUUACACGGUAUUGCGCUUCAUCCAACAAUGCUAAUUUUAGUUCCACUGCCAGCGUUAUUUUACAUUCUCACUGCAAGGUUUACUGAUCCACAUAGACUUCAGGAGAAAUGAAAUCAACUUCCACCCUCAUUGCAACGAAAUAAAAAAGAGUUCAAUUUCUUGUAUUAUAAACUAUUGUACACUUGUAUAUAUAUACAAUCAACGUUACGUUUGUUAAUAAAAAAUUUCCUACUACUGUGUAAAACGAAA
This is a messenger RNA of Leptopilina heterotoma, 1531 nucleotides long. Its product is annotated as JNK1/MAPK8-associated membrane protein. The record is from RefSeq and is a predicted model, not a curated record. Gene Ontology annotation, cellular component: membrane. NCBI's taxonomy places the organism in Eukaryota, Metazoa, Arthropoda, Insecta, Hymenoptera, Figitidae. Gene Ontology annotation, molecular function: ubiquitin protein ligase binding. Bases 485 to 1393 code for a protein of 302 amino acids. The transcript has 4 exons. Gene Ontology annotation, biological process: response to unfolded protein.